GCGGAGACAGGUCGCCAUGGUUACCGCAUUGACGGUCUGCACCAGAGGGGGGAAGAUGGUCAUGUGCUGAGGCAAAAUGGCGGCAUGGAGAGCGGAGGAUGUAGUUUGAUCCCAUCCCUGGCACUGAAGAGACGAUUAGGGUGUCUUUAAGCACAUGAGGCGGAUGACGGGCAUUGGCGUUUAUGAGUCACUGACUGGACAUUGAGAAGCUGCGAACGGAGAGAUUCAGAUUCCCAGCAAUGAUGGCUCUAAGUGUGUUUGAAAAUGAUGAAUAUAAGCCUCCAGUUUGGAAAUCUUACUUGUAUCAGUUACAACAGGAAGCUCCUAAUCCAAGGAGGAUUACAUGCACAUGUGAGGUGGAAAACAGACCCAAGUACUAUGGAAGAGAGUUUCAUGGAAUGAUUUCACGAGAAGCAACCGAUCAUCUGCUAAGUGUAGCAGAGGGAAGUUACAUUAUUCGGGAAAGCCAGCGUCAACCUGGUACCUAUACCUUGGCACUGCGCUUUGGGACUCAGACCCGAAAUUUUCGUCUUUAUUAUGAUGGGAAACACUUUGUGGGAGAGAAACGGUUUGAGUCGAUUCAUGACCUGGUAACAGACGGUUUGAUUACAUUGUACAUCGAGACAAAAGCAGCAGAAUAUAUAGCCAAGAUGACAAUUAAUCCAAUAUAUGAGCACAUUGGCUAUACAACUUUAAACCGUGAGCCAACAAGCACAAAAUGUCUUCCGGACCUCGGAGAUGUUGAAGCAGAACCCCAAUCUGCCAAAGAGGAUGACACACCAGAAGAAAGGCUGUCUUCACUCGUUCGAAGAGCCACACUUAAGGAAAGUGAACGAAUUCCCAAAUAUGAAAAAGUACAUAAUUUUAAGGUUCACACAUUCCGAGGGCCUCACUGGUGUGAAUACUGUGCCAAUUUUAUGUGGGGCUUGAUUGCUCAGGGUGUGAAAUGUGCAGAUUGUGGCUUGAAUGUUCACAAACAGUGUUCCAAGAUGGUUCCACAUGAUUGCAAGCCUGAUCUGAAACAUGUGAAAAAAGUCUAUAGCUGUGACCUGACAACACUGGUUAAAGCACAUAAUUCAAAGAGGCCAAUGGUAGUGGAUAUGUGCAUCCGAGAAAUUGAAAGCAGAGGUUUAAUGUCUGAGGGUUUAUACAGAGUAUCGGGAUUUAGUGAUCUAAUUGAAGAUGUCAAGCUGGCAUUUGACAGAGAUGGUGAGAAAGCAGACAUUUCUGUGAAUAUUUAUGAAGAUAUAAAUAUUAUCACUGGUGCACUUAAACUUUACUUCAGAGAUUUGCCUAUUCCACUUAUCACAUAUGAUGCAUAUCCAAAAUUUAUUGAAGCUGCUCAGAUUCCAGAUCCUGAUGCACGAUUAGAGUCAAUUCAUGAAGCAUUAAAAAUGUUGCCACCUGCACACUGUGAAACUCUAAGAUACCUUAUGGCUCAUUUAAAGAAGGUUACUCGACAUGAGAAGGAUAACCUGAUGAAUGCAGAGAAUCUUGGGAUUGUCUUUGGACCAACUCUAAUGCGAGCCCCAGAACAGGAUCCCAUGGCAGCCUUAAAUGACAUACGUUAUCAAAGACAAUUAGUAGAGAUGCUCAUCCAAAAUGAAGAUGUUUUAUUUUGAACUCGUAGAGAGGGCAUUUUUAAACAAUCACAGGAAAAAUGCAUUAGAUUAUUUUAUUGUGGUAGUUGUUUCAGUGAGCAGGUCAAAAUGACAGCAAUCCUUUGUACUUUUUUUAUAGUAGCUUGGGCAUAAUUUUGAAUACUAAAACUGCUGGAUUCUAUAAUGAGAGUUAAAUUUAUGACUUGCAUGAUUUGAUCCUCAUUUUUGUCAUCAUUUUCAGUGGAGCAUCAGGAGUUAGUUUUUUUUUAAUAGUAUUAAAUGAGCUUGCAUGUUUGUGAGUUGUGUUUGUGUAUUUGUUAAAUGAUCCAACUACACUUGUAGUUGAUAAUUCUAGACUAGGAAUGACUAUAAUCACAGGAUUUCAGAAUAUUAUAUAAAAGCUAUUACAAUCAGUGAUACUUGCCACUGUAUAUUUCAGUCCUUUGAACCUUGGUAUACUUUGUCAUAAUUGUGUAAAUUUUACUUGUAGAUUUCUUCUGAAGCAAAUUGUUUUGUAUAAUAUUUCUGUACAACCCACGUGAUCAGUAUGAAAUAUCAUCAGGUGGUUGUUUCAUUUGAAACAAAGAUUUUACUUUUAUUUUUUACAUUAAUUUAUUAAAAUUUACAUCACUGUAUUUUUAUGAACAAGCAUAAUCGAUAAAUAUUCAGUGAUACUCUUAGCAUUUAGUAAUAUUCCUGAAUGGUUACUUAAUUGUAAUGAGUUCAUAGUCAGUAUAAAGUAAUGGUCUAAAACCAAUAUUGUUGGCAGUUGGAAAUUAUUGAAGAACUUGUCCUUGAAUAUUCAAAAUGCAUUUAUAACUUGCAGGUAAAAUCAAGGGCGCACCAACUUCUGAGUACAGUGUUAGUCUGAGUGGAUGAAUAAUGCUUAUACAUAAUAUUAUCCAUUGAAUUACAUUAAAUGUUUAAAAUCGGUUUGCAAUUUCAGAAGUUUAUGUCCUUUUUAAGAACUUAUUUGACAUAGUCAGUUCAAGAUGGUAUAAGUUCUUUUAAGUAAAUGCUUCCUUUUAGACUAGGAUUUAAUCCUUUAGUUAUUUUUACUCCACAUUCCCUUAUGCAUUCAGUUUGAAUAAGAAAUAAUAUGAAUCGAAUACUUAAACAAGAAAAAGAUUUCUUUGAGUUCAGACGUGACAGAAUUGGUAAACAUUCAAUAAAAUGAAGCGGAGACUAUUUGAGACUACAGCUAUCAUUUGUCAAUACCAAUAUCACAGAAACCCCUCAUGUAGUCUUUACAGUUUGGCUUGUAUUUUAGAAUGAAGCAAUGCGAAAUUACAAAUAGGCAUUAUUGUUUUGAAAGUGGAAAAUAGUUACAUAUAUUGGCUGAAGGAAUCUUGUAAAAUGGUCUGAAUUUUCCUGAGAUGCCAUAAGGAAGUGCUAAACUUCCUAUGAUAUUUGGUGGUUUCCUGACUGCGCUUCAGCAUUAGAUUCUCCAAGUCAGAGCAUUAAUUUACUUUAGUUUCCCAGAAGUUAUGAUAUAAAUAAGUAAGCUGAAUUUGCACCAGGUUGGACCAGGCAUGUAUCUUGCAACUCCAUUCAUUGCAACAGUCAUGGAUGGCCUCUCAAGAGAGAUGUAAGUUUCAGUUAAUUACCUUUUUUAAUCAACUGGGUUUGUUUAAAUAUAUUUAAUAAUUUUCUGAUAUUAUUAACCUUAAUUUUAUUUCUGAUGAAAUGUUAAAAUUUUUAUUUUAUUAUUAAUUGUAACAGGUUUUUUAGUGGUUUGUGUAUGUCAGAGACAUUCUAAUAGACUUGAGCAUAAGGUGAUUUAAAAUCUAAAUUGUCAAGAGUUUUUUUUGGUAGAUAAGGCAUGCUUAUGCUUUAUUAUUUGCAGUCAGGAGAUCCUGCAUUGUCAUGAGCAAAGUUGCUGCUUAAAGGCCCACAUAAGGUAAGUUGGGACCUAGCAUACAAGGAUAGGUGAAUGCGCAGUCCUUGCCUCUCCCAGGAAAUUCUAGACUGAUUUAUAUUUCUCAGGGUGCUCAUUUUCAGGCUUAACUGUUUGGUUCAAAGAUUUGUUUAUCAUUUCUGAAGUAUAUGCCCAAUUGGCAGUUGGAUUGUAAAAGCAAAAACUGUUUCUAUCCCAUUAAUGGUUAGGAUUCAUACUUAACAUUUUUACAUCUGUAUCUUCAAAGGACUUUAAUACCUCCCAGGCAAUAUCUAUAUAAGCACUCAAAGAGUUAGGGACAUAUUAAACUCUGUAUGAAAUAUCUUGCAAGACAAAUCAAAGAUUAGUUUCAAGUAUCUGUUAUUGAAGAUCAGGGUAGGAAAAAUAUCUUUAUCAUUUUUGAUUGGCCACAAGAGCAGAAUAUUGAGCAGGUUGCAAAAUUAUAUUGAGGGAAACUACUAGGAGAGUAACAACAGUAGUAUAACUUCAAAAAUGGUUCCAGCAAGAUAGUUAUACAAGUUAUAACUCUAGAGAGCUAUUAGAUUUUACUUUUAGUAAAUAUUUUAGUUAUUUUGUUAAAGAUAAGUUAAUUUUCAUCAACUAAUGAUGGAAUAUACACAGGCCUUAUUGAGCCAGUGUUAUAACUAGAAUUGUUUGUGGUCCAUGGUUUGCAGUUGCUGAUCUUGUGCAAUUAUUUAUAAUGGUAAAUGAUUCUGAACUGUAAUAAAUAAAAGCAGAUGAAGUGUUAAUGCAUAGUAUGUUAACUAAUGUUCCUCAUGGGACUAUUUGAAAACAUGCCCCUUUGUAACUUAGAAGUAUUUUUUUAAAAACUGAUAUCUGAGUGCAAAUACCUUUGAAUGGUGUAUCUUCUGAUGUGCUGUUCAAAGGAAGACUGAAAUGGCCUUGAGUUAUGUGUUAACGGACAGUGUAUACUGGCUAACAGCAAAGAUUUGUUUGUGUUUUGAUUACUCUUUCUUAAUAGGUAUGAUUGGACCAGAUGUGAAAUGUUGCCAUUGCCAGCUUCAAGCUGAAUUUAACCCAUAAUGUCUCCGUAAUUACAACUAGUAUUCCCAUGGCAAAAUAUUAAGAGUUUAUCAAUUAAAUCAUGAUUCUCUUAAAGGGAGUUUGCCUAUAGUUUAGCGAUACUUGUAUGCCUCAGCUGCUUUUGUUCCAUUGGGAUGAAGGUGAGCAAGAGUCACCUGGAAACAAACAAUUUUGUCUCUCACACAUUUUAUGGAUCUAGUCACAACUUAUUUAUUUUUAUGAAUUAUAUUUAAUCAAAACAGAUCCACGUGUGACACUUGUGCCAGAACAUAGAUGCAAACUAUAGAUUUUCAAAGGAAUUCCUAAUGGUAAAUAAUAUCCUGUCUGUAAGGAUGGGAAUGUUUUGCACUCCAGUGUGCAUUGCUGCUGCUCAGUUGAAGCACUGCAUCAUUAUGAUCAGGAGAUCGAAUUUACUUCAAAUAGGGAAAGCAGGUGGUGGGUAUCAGGAUAAUUGCCCCGGUAAGGUCCAAAAACCCACCAAGAGUGAGGUAAUUUAUUUGGUUUAGAAAGAAGUUACAUAUAUGUACUAUAGCUACAGUAAGUGCUCCUGAAAUGUGUAAACAUCGAAAACAGUUUAAACUACUUUUGGUUACACAAUUGUUGGUGUUGAAGUGAACAGAAUUACAUAGUUUUAUAAUAAAGGUAUUAUAGAUUAUAAUGCCCAAAAUAUUAUUUGCCGCUAAGCUAAAGCUUCAUUUAAGUAGCCUGGUUCCAUUGAAACAAUUAAACUUUUGAGCUUUGUGUAAAUAUUAUUUGUUGGUGGAUCAGAAAAUUUUGCAGAUCUGAAAAUACCCAUCAAUUUUGAUUGCAGCUGAAAACCAACCAGCAUUUGAAAAUAUUUUUGUCACUGUAAAAUAGUGCAAUCUGAAGUGUGAAAUCUGCAUGUGUUGAAGUGCCAUCUUUAAUAUAUCAAUGGAUAGAAAUAUAUAUAACAAUGACAGUUGUUUGCAAUUAUAUCUGUGAGUUUGUGUUUUCCUUAAGAAGUGAAGUAUCAUUGUGAACUGCUUGACUGCCAAAAUAAAUUUGGACUAUCAC
Molecule: messenger RNA, 5577 nt
Organism: Hypanus sabinus (Atlantic stingray)
Lineage: Eukaryota; Metazoa; Chordata; Chondrichthyes; Myliobatiformes; Dasyatidae
Gene: chn1
Product: chimerin 1
Exons: 14
Coding region: 240-1622 (460 amino acids)
Biological process (GO): positive regulation of GTPase activity; regulation of small GTPase mediated signal transduction; signal transduction
Molecular function (GO): GTPase activator activity
Source: RefSeq, a predicted model, not a curated record